Molecule: messenger RNA, 1574 nt
Organism: Quercus robur (English oak)
Lineage: Eukaryota; Viridiplantae; Streptophyta; Magnoliopsida; Fagales; Fagaceae
Exons: 4
Coding region: 24-1574 (516 amino acids)
Source: RefSeq, a predicted model, not a curated record
AGGCACGUCUUGACCUAAAAGAUAUGGGUAUAAGACAUACACUUCACCCAGAAAAAAGAGGAGAUGAUAAGACAUAUAUGCCACAAUCUUGUUUUACAAUGGUUCCAAAAGAAAAUGAUAGUUUCUUGAGAGUUUUGAAGAAAAUAAGAGUUCCAGAUGGCUAUGCUUCAAACAUUUCAUGUUGUAUCCAACUUAAACAACGCAAAAUUUCUGCUUUGAAGAGUCAUGAUAGUCACAUUAUAAUGCAACAACUUCUUUCAAUAGCAAUAAGAGGAGCUUUACCAAAGAAAGUCAGUAUGGCUUUAAUAGAUUUAUCUUGUUACUUCAGAGAAGUAUGUUCCAAAGUCCUACAAGUAGAAGAUCUUGAGAAACUUGAGUCUCGAAUUGCAAUGACAUUAUGUGAAUUGGAAAAAAUAUUCCCUCCUUCUUUCUUUACUAUCGUGGUUCAUUUAGUCAUCCAUUUAGCCACUGAAGCAAAAAUUGCUGGACCAGUCCAUUACUGGUGGAUGUAUCCCAUUGAGAGGUAUCUCUUAAGACUUAAGUCUUAUGUGCGUAAUAGAGCUCAUCCAGAGGCCUCUAUUGCUAAAGGAUAUAUUGUAGAAGAGUGCUUAAUAUUCUGCUCGCGAUAUUUGGAAUCCGUUGAGACAGUAUUCAAUAGAUCCAUUAGAAACGUUGAUGAUGCUACAGGAGCAAUGUCGAAUAUUCAACUUGAUUCAACUAAAUGGGUACAAGCACAUUGUUAUGUUCUAUUCAAUUGCAAUGAAAUUAUUCCAUUUCACGAGUUACACAAGGAACGAAUAAAGAGCAAAAUACGUCCACGUCGUGUACCAAAAGGAGUUAUUAAUAAGAUCCAUAUGGAAGAGUUUUGUGACUGGUUUCGAAAUUAUGUUGUGGCCAUGAGUAAUACUGAGAAGGUGAAACUUACUAAUAAAGUUAGAUGGCUUGCUGAAGGACCCAAUACUGAAGCUAGAUGGAUGAAACGAUAUGUUGUCAACGGUACUAAAUUUCGAACUAAAGAUUAUGAGGAAAAUAAGAAAACUCAAAACAGUGGAGUCAGUGUAGCAAUAGAAGGAGGCAUUACCUACUACGGUGUUUUGUCUGACAUAAUUGAAUUGAAUUAUUAUGAUAAUUUGAGAUACAUAUUAUUCAAAUGUGAUUGGGUUGACGUUGAUGUAGGUAGGGGAUAUAAGAUAAAUGAAUUUGGGUUCCCCCUUGUCAAUUUUUCACAUUUAAUACAUGUUGGGAAGAGAAUGACAGAUGACCCAUUUAUUUUGGCAUCUCAAGCUUCACAAGUAUAUUAUGUUGAAGAUGAAAGAGACAAGGAUUGGCUUGUUGUUGUCAAAACAAAACCAAGGGAUGUAUUCGACAUUGGUAAUGGCGAUUUGAGUGAUAAUGAUGUAAACAUUUAUUGUGAUAAUGAGCCAUAUGAUAUAUUGAUUGAAAAUCCACCUAAUAAUGCGAAUGACGACCUAAAUUGGGCUCAAAAUGAUGUGGAUGGAACCAUAGUCGAUACACCCCUUCCACUUGAUGAAGAGAAUUUUAUGGAUGAUUCUAAGUCUGAAGAAGAUUACUAG